AUGAAGCAAGAAAAGAGAAGGAGAGCUGUAGAUGAAUUGUUAAUUAUGGAAGAGAACGGAGUAUUACCAUAUGGUGCAUUGAAGAAGACAGCAGAUAAGUAUGGUGUUACAAGACACACAAUAGAGAGAUUAUGGAAAAGAGCAUGCAAUCAAAGAGUUACGGGUGAUGUCAUUGAUGUCAGGUCAAGGAAAAAGGGAACUGUGGGGAGGAAAUCAGUGGAAUAUAGUGAGGAGUUUCUCCAAUCAGUGCCACUGAAUUUACGCACUUCAGUUAGAUGCUUUGCUGGGGCACUCAAAGUGUCUCCUUCAACAAUUUAUAGACUGCUCAAGAAGGGGAAGCUCAGAAGCCAUACAAGUAGCAACCAUCCAAGUUUGACAGAGACUCACAAAUUGGAGAGGAUGAAGUGGGUUCUAUCCCACAUUCUACCUGGCACACCCACUGUACAAGCAGAGUUUAUACACAUGGAGAACAUCAUACACAUUGAUGAGAAAUGGUUCUAUUUGAACCCAGAUACAAGGAGAUUUUAUUUAUUGCCAAGAGAAGAUGAUCCAUAUAGAUGUUGCCAAUCAAAGAGAUUCAAAAUUAAAGCUAUGUUUAUGGGGGUAGUAUCAAAACCAAUGUAUGAUGCUCAAGGUAAUCUCAUUCAUGAUGGCAAGUUUGGCAUCUUUCCUUUUGUAGAGAGGGUGGCAGCAAAAUACACUACCAAAAACAGAGAUAAGGGCACAUUGAACAAAGGCUGUUGA
Messenger RNA from Beta vulgaris subsp. vulgaris (sugar beet), 744 nucleotides. RefSeq lists its product as uncharacterized. NCBI's taxonomy places the organism in Eukaryota, Viridiplantae, Streptophyta, Magnoliopsida, Caryophyllales, Amaranthaceae. The record is from RefSeq and is a predicted model, not a curated record. The coding region runs from base 1 to 744 and encodes 247 amino acids. Gene Ontology annotation, molecular function: nucleic acid binding. The transcript has a single exon.